AUGUUCAAUUCAAACUUGUCGGCAUAUAAACCCAACCCAGCCCCCCAAAAGACUCUACGUAUCCUAAAAGCCAUCAAACUCUUAUGGGACCCAAUCAAUGAGUGGACUAUACAACAGUAUUUCAAAAUGAUGCUGACCUUCCUAAGCAACUUCGAUCUCGAAGCGCACAUGUUCGGUCAAGUAUACAAUCUCAAGUGGUCUGAUCUCAGUCUAGGGCUGGACGACAAGUGCCACCACCAACGGCUCAGGAUUCGAGGGGUACAUAUUCCCCGCCAUGCCCUAGCAGAAAUGUGCCCUGUAGGCGCACUAGGCUGGGCAUUCUUCAUAUCUUUUGGUAUUAUGAACAAUCCGCAUCCUAACCUCACAGGACCCCGAUUCCUCCAAGACUCGCUGUUCGACCCUACCAUUGGUGUUUCCCAGGUGGACCUCCGCUCGACAAUGACGGUGUCAGAAUCAGGAUCUUCAUCGUUCUACCUCAAGUGGUACAGUGCCCUAACUGCUAACAAAUACACCCCACUAUCCGUAGAAGAAGAAGCCGAGUGUAAACUCCUGUAUCAGUACAAUUAUAACCGAAUCAAUCUUGGCCGUUACUGCAAACGCAAUAAUGUUUACAAAAACCAUAUACGCGAAAUGACGCAGUGGAUGUUCCCGUGGUACGACUACGUACGCGGGAUGCUGUCCGUGGACACGGUGUCACGACAUGAAAAAAUUGCAAUGUUCCGAUGCCUAGCCAUCUCAUCGUACCUCGCGGAGGUGGUCCUACAGGACGCUAUAGUCCUCUAUUUGAAGAACCCCGACGACCUGCUCCUAUCGCUCUUCCAUCCCUUUUGCAAUGAAAGUUUCAAGAAAUUCGCUUCUGGUGCUCGAGUGGUUCUUGAACACAGCGCAGCUCCGAAACUUCCUGUCCAGCGCUGGCGGCAACGUGUAGAUCGACCUGUGCUGUUGGUCAAUAACGAAGCGCGUGAAGAUCAAUCUGUCGAUGAGAAUGAGCUCGACGAGUUUAUGGAUUCUGUUAUCGAUUGGAGUAGCUGCGAGGAUGCCUGCUAG
Molecule: messenger RNA, 1047 nt
Organism: Psilocybe cubensis
Lineage: Eukaryota; Fungi; Basidiomycota; Agaricomycetes; Agaricales; Agrocybaceae
Exons: 2
Coding region: 1-1047 (348 amino acids)
Molecular function (GO): DNA binding
Source: RefSeq, a predicted model, not a curated record